UCUAGACGCACAACGUAUAACGCGCGGCUGAUCCUGCCAUUACGGCGGUCCUUUCUCCUGGCUAUUCCGCAGCUUCCGGGGGGGCGGAGCUAGUCCGGACGUUAGGGAAGAUAGCUGGACGCUGAUGCCUUUCGGAGGCGCCGCUAUACCCGCUAUUACGGGCCGCUUUCUGGCGCUUCGCAGGCCACUGUCGCCGCCCGUCUGCCUGCGAGAUGGCGGCUGAGAUUCACUCCCGGCCUCAGAGCAGCCGCCCUGUCCUGCUGAGCAAGAUCGAGGGGCACCAGGAUGCCGUCAGCACUGCGCUCAUCAUCCCCAAAGAGGACGGCAUCAUCACCGCCAGCGAGGAUAGGACAAUUAGAAUAUGGCUGAAGAGGGACAGUGGCCAGUACUGGCCCAGCAUUUACCACACAAUGUCAUCAGCGCCUUGUUCAGCUAUGGCUUAUCAUCAUGACAGCAGAAGAAUAUUUGUCGGUCAAGAUAAUGGAGCCAUUAUGGAGUUUCAUAUCUCAGAAGACUUCAAUAAGAUGAACUUUGUCAAGACCUACCCAGCUCACCAGAACCGAGUGUCUGCGAUCAUCUUCUGCUUGGAAGCAGAGUGGGUUAUCAGCACUGGCCACGAUAAAUGUGUCAGCUGGAUGUGUACCAGAAGUGGAAACAUGUUGGGACGACACUAUUUCACCUCCUGGGCUUCUUGCCUACAAUACGACUUUGAAACCCAGCAUGCCUUUAUCGGUGAUUAUUCUGGACAGAUCACACUGCUGAAGCUUGAACAGAGCACAUGCUCGAUUAUCACAACUCUCAAGGGUCAUGAAGGAAGUAUUGCCUCCCUGUGGUGGGAUCCUAUUCAGCGGUUACUCUUCUCUGGAGCAUCUGAUAAUAGCAUAAUCAUGUGGGAUAUUGGUGGAAGGAAAGGUCGGACGCUGCUUCUUCAAGGCCAUCAUGACAAGGUGCAGGCCCUUUGCUACCUCCAGCUCACUCGACAACUGGUUUCAUGUUCAGCUGAUGGCGGGAUCACAGUCUGGAAUAUGGAUGUUAGCCGAGAAGAGGCUCCUCAGUGGUUGGAAAGCGAUUCCUGUCAGAAAUGCGAGCAGCCUUUCUUUUGGAAUAUAAAACAGAUGUGGGACACAAAGACCCUGGGGCUGAGGCAGCAUCACUGUAGGAAAUGUGGCAAGGCAGUAUGUGGCAAGUGCAGCACAAAACGCUCCAGCUAUCCCAUAAUGGGCUUUGAAUUCCAGGUCCGGGUCUGUGAUGCCUGUUUUGAUUCAAUCAAAGAUGAAGAUCGAACUUCUUUGGCAACUUUUCACGAAGGAAAACAUAACAUUUCCCAUAUGUCCAUGGACAUCUCAAGGGGACUUAUGGUGACAUGCGGAAGUGAUCAUGUAGUGAAGAUAUGGGACAUGACACCAGUAGUGAGCUGUGGCCUUGCAACUGGCUAUGCCUCCCGUUGAUCUGGGCACACCUUAUGCACCAAAUGGAUACACUUCCUUCUGUGACUCUUGCCACAAAAAUGCCGGCUGCUUGACUCUGUGAAUGCUGUUUUCUCAAGUUGGGACAGCCUGUUUUGUUUCUGUGGAGCAGAAUUCUUCUAUAGGGCUUACCAGGAAACAGCGGAGGGUGCUCAACUACAAGUUCACAGCCUAUGGAACAACACAGAAAAGGCUUUAAGUGCAACAAAAACACCUUGCUGAGAGAGACCACUCCUAACUUCAUUUACAUGUAGUGUUCCAUGUGCUUUUCUCUGCUAAAAUAAUACUGUACAGUGGCUAAGGGUAGAAAUGAAUGUCGUGACAACAAAGUGUGCAAAUAGUUGCAACUUAUUCUCAGUCCUUGUGAACCAUCCCUGUAGAUUACUAUUAUCUUAUGAACGGUCACUGUGAAGGCUGCCUCACAAACAUCUGAAUAUAGCUUUGACAGAAGGAAGAAAGCAUCCCUCCACUUCCACUCCCAGCAGCAUUGCAGUAAGGGCGAGAAUGUUGAUAGAUUUUGGGGGGAGCAUUUUCUGUGAAUUCUGUUUAUCUUUGCAGAGUUGUUCAGACUGUUUGAAAAUUAAGUCCGAGUUGUCUUUUGAGGAGAUUUUUGUUGUAUCUAGCAAAAACCAAAAUCAUGACAUUUUUUCCGUAAUGCUGAAAGCGAACUGACAUGUUGCAUCAUGUGCCUUACAGGUACAGAUAUGUUACGAUAGAGACUAAGUGAAAUCAACAGCUUGCACACUUUGAAUGAACUUGUGUUCUCUCCCCAGAAUAUGGAAUUUUGUGCUUUUUCUCCUUAAAAAAGCAUAAUCACAAAGUAGUGUCAUCUUCAUCUUUUUUAAGGCCAGUGCUGAAAUGCUUUUAAAAACAUUUCAGCAAUAACUAGUUUUGUGCUGGGACCACAGAUAUGGGCACCUGCAAUUAAAAAUGGAUGGAAUGAGUAGUAGCAGAGAGUUGUGAGAUUAAAAUCCUAAUUAACUUUGAAAAUAAAACUAAUUUGUCAUGUUGCACUACAACAUUAUAGGGAGAAGAGGAUUAUCUUUUGUAACCUGAGCAUUCUUUCAAAUCGCUCUAUUCAUUUGCAUCAUUAGCACUGUUAAGUUGAAAUUCUUGGAAAAAAUGUAGCUUGUAAAAUCUGGUUGGGAGCUCACAAGCCUUAAUGAAAUAAAGCUACUGCUAGUUGCUUGAAAGUCUGUUAAAAAUAAGUGGCAAAGGUUAGUUCAUGUAGGCUAAUACAUCUGAACUUCUCAAGCUCCCUCCAAUUAGAUAGCAAUAUCUCUUGUCUCAAUGUAUAGUUUGCAGUUUUAUCUCUAGGGGUCUUUACUGAACGUUGUGUUAAAGGGGAAAAAAGAGAUUCGGUGUUUGUCAUGGAAAACUAUCAUAAGGCCAGUGUUAAUUGUACUGUUUUAAAAGUGUGCAAGUAACUAAAGAAUCAAGUCUUUGUGUGUGUUAGGGAGAUGCAUAUGAGGAACAGAAGCAUAAUAUUCUGAAAUGUAAGAUGAAAUUAUGUGUCUGGUGGAGAUCAUCAUAAGAUAGGGACAGAUCAAUAUUACGUGCUAUAGAUGCGGGUUUCCCAACUGUAUACUGAAAAUCAAGAAAAAAGAUGGCAUUAGUCAUAAGUUUCUAAGUUAAUAUACAACUGGGGGUAGAGGAGUAAAAAAUAAGUUGGCAGGAUCACAUGUUUCAGCAACUUCACUUGUAUUUUAGUGUAACGUUUAAAGAAAGCACAUCUUUAUAGAGAAUGUUGGCACAUUCUUAAAGCCCGGGACAAUGGCCCCAUCAAACUGGUAAACCCAUCCUUCUCAACGCCUUACUGGAUUGUAUGAGAAGCAGAACUGUACUUGUAUGGAUUAUACCAGAAUGAGUUACUUCACCUCAGUGCUCAGAGAGACAGUUUAUCUGGAAAUAUGCAUCUGUGUUAUGAAAGCUACCUGACUUGAAAGCAUUUGUAUCUCCCCUCCCUCCUUUUAAAUGGCAGUCAUCUUGGAGCAUACUUUAUCCUUUUUCCGUCAUGGAAACGUGGGAUAACUUGCUGGCAGUACAUGGGUGCCCAUUGAUGGUUAUUUCAGCAUCAGAAUUUGUGCAUACAGAGUAAAUUCUCUGACCUGAUUUUUUACUCUCUUAAUUCUUAACAGUAUAGACUAGUACAAAACACCUGCUUUCACCUCUUGACAAUUGCACUAAUAAUCUUCUGUCAAUAUUUUGCCAAAGGAUGCUGAAUUUGUUCCAUGAUUGAGGCAUUUAAAAAAUAAAUAGAAUUUAACAUGGAGGUGUUGGCUGCAGCUGGAUACAUAGAGAACUUUUGUUGGGAAAACACCAUUUUGCUUGUAUAUUUCCAAACAUCAACGUUCUCCAAAUAAGUCAAACCCUUCCCUGAACACUACAUUGCUUGCUUGCAUAGAAAACAAAUUUGAGGUGGGCAGGCAGAGAAGGACAAAGAUCAUGCUGUGCACUGUAACAAUAACUGUCCUUGUACACUUUAAAUGUGCAAUUAUUUAGACUUGAUUUGACAUACUUACCCCGUUUUUUCCCAUCAAGCCUUUCUUCAUGGGGGAGCAACAAGUACUUAUGUAUUUUUUGUCUGAUAGCUGUGUUCCGUGAAAUACUGUAUCCAUUAUCUGAGACACUCUGUUGCUGUUUUUUGUUCUCCCGAUUGUCUUUUGAAAAAAAAAACCCUUUGAAUAUUGUACAAUAAAAUUAUUUCCUGAUAGUA
Molecule: messenger RNA, 4182 nt
Organism: Rhineura floridana
Lineage: Eukaryota; Metazoa; Chordata; Lepidosauria; Squamata; Rhineuridae
Gene: WDFY1
Product: WD repeat and FYVE domain containing 1
Exons: 12
Coding region: 213-1448 (411 amino acids)
Molecular function (GO): metal ion binding; protein binding
Source: RefSeq, a predicted model, not a curated record